Eremomyces bilateralis CBS 781.70 is the source of this 665-nucleotide messenger RNA. RefSeq lists its product as uncharacterized. Bases 52 to 498 code for a protein of 148 amino acids. The transcript has a single exon. NCBI's taxonomy places the organism in Eukaryota, Fungi, Ascomycota, Dothideomycetes, Eremomycetales, Eremomycetaceae. The record is from RefSeq and is a predicted model, not a curated record.
UAUACCAAUGACGACGUCGAAAUUACCUGCCAGCUCUCUGCUGAGUAUAAUAUGGGUGGACUGAACAUAGUCCGGCGGCUCGACUUUCACGAUGGUACGAGUUGGGUAGCACGACUGCAACUCCCCAAACCGUGCCCAGAUUCACUUCAGCGUCUUAUGAACGAGAUUCAUACAAUUCAAGUCAUUCGCGAACAAACAAGGAUCCCAGUUCCAGAAAUAUUUGCGUACGGAGCCAGCUGCAAUAAUGCUAUCGGUGUCGCUUUCAUGAUUAUGGAAUUCAUUCCGGCGGACACAGCUAUGGAUUCUUUUGGCGGGUGGUCUGUACAUAGGGGCAAAACCCCUCCGCAGUUCAGGAAGACAUUUUAUUCCGCAAUGACUGAAAUUCAGGUAAGCAGGGAGGAUUUGUGUAACAUCAAGCUAAUUUUCCGAAGAUUGGAAGUGUUGUCAAACUCUCCGACAGCGGAAUCCUCCAUCCAGCUGGGGGGAAAAGCAAAAUGAUAGGGACGAUCGAGACAAGGGGCAGAACUGCUCACCAUUGGCAUGGAGGGGCCUUUGAGAGGGGAGAACAGUCAAAUCGCAUGAAUCGAAUGAAGGGGGUAGGCGGGGUGGCCGUCGCGAGGAAAAGUCCGGUGGAUCGUCGACGCUCCUCACGCGGGCAGACAUAG